Brienomyrus brachyistius is the source of this 3627-nucleotide messenger RNA. It is a transcript of the gene ccr10, whose product is annotated as chemokine (C-C motif) receptor 10. The record is from RefSeq and is a predicted model, not a curated record. Gene Ontology annotation, biological process: immune response; G protein-coupled receptor signaling pathway. The transcript has 2 exons. NCBI's taxonomy places the organism in Eukaryota, Metazoa, Chordata, Actinopteri, Osteoglossiformes, Mormyridae. The coding region runs from base 1410 to 2624 and encodes 404 amino acids. Gene Ontology annotation, molecular function: G protein-coupled receptor activity. Gene Ontology annotation, cellular component: membrane.
UUUCCAAUUACUUAUCCUGGUCAGGAUCAAUGAACUAAAUAAAUCAAUGUAUGUAAAAUAAUCAAACUAAAAUGUCCUGCACUGGUUCUGUGUUAUAAAAUGUAAGGAGACACUGCCACUUCUAAACACUGAUGUGGAGAAUUCCUCUUGCUGUGAAGUGUCCUUUGCAAUUGGAGGAAGUUCACGCUGAACUUUAUUCCCUGAGCCCAGUAGUGUUGUUUUGCGCUGAAGCAGUCUGUGUGACAGUGACGGUGAGGUGAAGAAAUUGUGCGUUGUAACAUUUCUCCCGUCAUCCAGAAAUGGCUCCAUCAGACUCAUGACCAUGUUCUCUGCCAGCCUCUCCCUUUUCUGGUGACUGGGGUCCUUUCCCAAGUUAGGGGACACGUUGCAGACGUAUUUGGUCUCCAAAUCCGUGGCCAUCCAGAACUUGAUCCCAAAUUUGUCCGGCUUGGAUGUGAUAUAAUGCAUGGACAAUGAACCUUGGUCGGGAACAGCUGUACAUCUAUGGUCAUGUGUUCUCCUGGAGUGAAACUUUCAGCACAGUUCGCGGUGAAGAGAACGUGGUCAUGAGUCUGACGGAGUCAUUUCUGGAUGACAGGAGAAAUGUCACGAUGGACAAUUUCUUCACCUCACUGUCACACAGACUGCUUCACGUUACUGGGCAUGGUGAAUAACAUUUGCCAUGAACUUCCUCCAUUGGCAAAGGACACCGCACAGGGAGAGGAAUUCUCCACGUCAGUGUUUAGAAUGGCGCGCAUGUAUUCAGUUCGAGCAGCAACACGCAGGUGGUCAGUAGCUGUGUUUUACAACAUGCUGGGCCUGGUGGCAGUGAAUGCCUACAUUCUAUACAAGGCAUGUACAGGGUGGGAAGGCAAAAGAAGAUUCUUUCUGAGUCUUCUAGCCAAGGAACUCCACUGCUGAAUGCAGGGACAAUGGUCACUGGGUUUGCAAACGCUACAUUCUAUUUUCACUCAAUUUUUUAAUAAAUAAAACAGACUUGCGUUUCUUGUGUUUAUUUUUGUACUGUGGAAAUGAAGCAUUAUCAUGUUUUUCCAUGGACUGUAAAAUUUUGCAAUAUUCCCCUAAAUUGUGAAAGGUCGCACCAUACAUAUUGCACUGCAGACAGUGUGCCAGUUCUUAAUCUAAUGUGGCUUGAAGUUAUUUGUCGACUCAAGGUUUCUUAGAAGCCCUCUGAAUCUGAGCUAAACAGCACUGACAGCCCUGCCACCAAAACAUGUUUUUUUUUGUUUUUUUUUUUUGGGGCAACGCAAGGGCAGGCAAUAGGCUGACAAUUUCUGAACCUGCAAGCAUAUCUUCCGAGCCACAGUGCCACCACACCAGCAUUUUGCACCUAAUCCGUCAAGUUCCCUUCAACGCAGGCUUAAAUUCAAGCAAGCUUUUACCAUCAUAUGGCCUCCCAAGUGCUUUUCUUUAACAUGGACGAGUACAUCUAUGAGAAUGACAGCUAUGAUAACGGCACCUUCCAGGAGAUGUGCGAAACCAACUGGACCCAAAAGAUUUCCAUUAAAGUGGUCCAGAUGUGCAUCUUCUCAGUGGUGUUCCUUUUGGGCUUCCUGGGGAACCUGCUGGUGAUCACCACCUUCACCCUGUACCGCCGGCUGCGCCUGCGCAGCAUGACAGACGUCUUCCUCUUCAACCUGGCCGUGUGUGACAUGCUGCUGCUGUUCACCAUCCCGCUGCAGGCCGGCGACAUGCUUCUGGACCAGUGGGACUUUGGCAACAUCCUCUGUAAGAUGACGCGCGGCCUGUAUGCCAUCAACACCUACAGCGGCCUGCUGCUGCUGGCCUGCAUCAGCGUGGACCGCUACGUGGUGAUUGUGCAGACACACGCCGCGCAACGCCUGCGCCGGGGGCAGCUGCACUACGGCAAGCUGGUCGUGCUUGGGGUGUGGCUGGUCUCCCUGCUCCUCAGCCUGCCGGAGAUCAUCUUCGUUAGUGUGGAUGAGGCUUCCAUGCAGUGCGAGCUGCAGUCGACCUGGGAGGUCAGGAUGGCCACGCGCUCCACCCAGAUCGCCGGCUUCUGUCUGCCUUUCCUGGUGAUGCUGGUGUGCUACUCCCUGAUUGGCCGCACGCUGCUGAGGGGGCAGGGCUGGCGACAGCAGCGCACCCUGCGGCUCAUCCUGCUCCUGCUGCUGGUAUUUGUGCUCUUCCAGCUCCCUUACACCGUCGUGCUCUCCGUCAAGGUGGCGGGUGUCGUCGCAUCGUGCACCCAGUGGAACGCCACCCUCAUGGCCGAAUAUGUCACGCGGAGCCUGGCUUACACACGCUGCAGCCUGAACCCCCCGCUCUAUGCCCUCGUGGGCGUCCGCUUCCGUGGUGAUGUCCAGAAGCUUCUCAGUAGCAUGGGCUGCCUGGCCUGCGCUCUGUGCGGCGGCGCCUCGACCUCGCCCCCCGACAGCUGUGCCUCCACCACCCCCACGCUGCCGACAUCCAGGUCGUACCUCACAUCCACCUCCACCACCUUCCUUCCCACUCCACUGUCGCCCGUCCUCCCAGAUCACCGGAAGCCACCCUGUGCCUUGCCCAUCAUCCAUCCAGCCCACGUGAAGGAGUACAUCACUUCCUCAAACUACUGUUCUGAGCUGCGCCACCAUGUUUCCUGAAAUAUGCCGUUUCCUGUGGUUAUCAAGCCUCUAUAUGAAGAGUUGUGAAGUUUAACCUCAGUGAGAAGUGUAUGUGGAACUGUUAAUGUGAAACGAAGAGUUAUAAUUCAUUAUAACUUUCAUUAUGUUGAAUCAUUAUAUUGAUUUUUUUCUUUGUUUUUGUUAUAUUGAAUUUUUUUAAGUUUCUUUCAUGUUAAAUAUUGCUUAAUGGUCUGGGCUGAUGGUGUAUGAAGUAAUAUUUUGUAUUUCCGUCAAUGAUUUUAUUUAGAUGCACUGUGCCCACUGAGCAUAUAAAUAAACUUGCUUUCAGUUGCCCUCUGCUUCACUGAAUACGAUUAUAUAGACUGUAGGCGUGUGGGAUGCCUGCAGGUGGUCUGGUUUCCUCCCACACCUUCAGAUGAUGUACUGAUGUCGAAUGACUCAUAUUCCUGGUUCUGCACUAUGCUUCUAGUAAUUGUAUAUAUGGAUCAAUGUGACUUGAUUCAAAAGACUGCUAAUUGAAAAGGUUGCAAAAAUAUUUGCUUAAAAUUAUGACAGGAUUUCAAGUUUGAAUGAACUAUUAUGUUAAAUUUAAUAAUGGUAUUGCCUGGCUGUGCAUGUGCCGAUUAUCCUGAAUACAUUCCAGAAUUUGCAAUACCUUUAUCUGCCUGUUUAGUGUUUUUGACACCAUAACAUUUUCACCAGCAGUAACAUGUAACAAACACUGAAAUGCUUUUUAAUGCCUAAGCCACUGUCCCAACUUCAUCAGCAAAAGCUUUGAGGGUAAUUACACUGCCCUCUUCUGGACAAAAUGCUCACAUCAGAUCUUUAGCAAUUGCAGUAAUGAGCAUUACAUCGGUCCUCUGGACCUACUUCCUCCUGUUGAGUUCUGACAUAGAUUGCCACCAUCUUCUGAAGUCAAAGGAGUUCCAACCCAAGUGUGGCUACUAUGAUGCUUAUACAGUAAUAUGUUACUAAUAAGUACUGCUUGGUUUUAUUAAAUAUAAAGUGUGAAUAAACGGCA